GAGUCAACUCCAGCCAGCAACAAACGUAGUGGAAACAAAAACGCAAGCACAGUAUUUCCUUUGGUUUCAAUUUAUAAUCAACAGAAAAUAAAUUAUUCUUCCUGCACUCUACUCUUCUCCUUCUACUAUAAACCCUAAAUCAAGAUUCUUCUCUUUCUUUUACUCGCUAAAACCCAACUCUCUCUCUCUCUCUCUCUCUCUCUCUCUCUCUACAUUCCCAUUGCAGCACCCGUACAAUCGCAGAAUACUGUGAUUUUAGUUUUUUGCUUAAAUUUGCAUGAUUAAGUUGGGAUUGCAAAGGGUCAGUAUUGCAUGGGUGGUCUAGAGGGCUGGGUUCAGCCCAGUGGCUUUUCCCCUAGUGGUCUCUUGCCUAAUGAAGUUGCCUCUGUAACUCAAGCACUUGAGCCAGAGAGAUGGGAAACUGCUGAAGAGAGAACUGCAGAGCUAAUUGCUUGUAUUCAGCCCAAUCAACCAUCCGAGGAGCGCCGAAAUGCUGUUUUAUGCUAUGUUCAGCGCCUUAUAAUGAACUGCUUCCCCUGUCAGGUGUUCACCUUUGGGUCUGUGCCCCUCAAGACCUAUCUACCUGAUGGAGAUAUUGAUUUAACAGUGUUUACUGAGAACCAGAAUUUGAAGGAAACAUGGGCCAAUGAGGUACGGGAUAUCUUAGAGCACGAGGAGAAGAAUGAGAACGCUGAAUUCCAUGUGAAAGAGGUUCAGUAUAUCCAGGCAGAGGUGAAGAUCAUAAAGUGUCUUGUGGAAAAUAUUGUAGUAGACAUAUCCUUUGACCAGCUUGGUGGUUUGUGUACCCUUUGCUUCCUUGAGGAGGUUGAUCAAUUGAUAGAUCAAAACCAUCUAUUCAAGCGCAGCAUUAUAUUGAUUAAAGCUUGGUGUUACUACGAGAGCCGCAUCUUGGGUGCUCACCAUGGCCUUAUUUCAACUUACGCUCUGGAGACAUUGGUUUUGUACAUAUUCCACGUGUUCAAUAAUAAAUUUGCUGGGCCACUUGAGGUGCUCUACCGCUUUCUGGAAUUUUUCAGUAAAUUUGACUGGGAGAACUAUUGCAUUAGCCUCUGGGGCCCAGUUCCAAUUAGUUCACUUCCUGAUAUGACUGCACUCUCUCCACGGAAGGAUGGUGGCCAGAUACUUCUCAGCAAAUUGUUUCUAGAUGUCUGCAGCUCUGUGUAUGCUGUCUUUCCUAGCCGGCAGGAAAAUCAGGAGCAAUCCUUUGUUUCCAAAUAUUUUAAUGUCAUCGAUCCUUUGCGUGCAAAUAACAAUCUUGGCCGUAGUGUCAAUAAGGGUAACUUCUUUAGGAUUCGCAGUGCUUUUGCUUUUGGAGCUCAACGUCUGGCCAGAUUGCUUGACUGUCCAAAAGAGAACCUGCUUGCUGAAUUCAACCAGUUUUUCUUGAACACAUGGGACAGGCAUGGAAAAGGUCAUCGCCCUGAUGCUCCAAGUUCCAAUCACGUUGUUCAGCGACCAAUCAGGUAUAAUGUAAUUGAUGGGUCUGAGACCAUCAUAAAUUAUUCAAGCAGCAAAAAGAUAAAAGAGGAUCCUUCUGGCCAUCAAUCUAAGGUCGGGGUGACUUAUGCUGCUCAUGCAUCUGACAGUGUUUCCUCCCAGCAUGAUAACCGCAGUUUAAAACGAACAUCCAGGCCUGGUAAUAUAUCAGCUAUUUCUGGCACUCGAGGCCAGAGCAUGCAAGCCAACUUGACUAACUCCACGGCCUCUCAUCAGAAUAAUAAAAAAUUAAUAUAUAAUAGUUUGAAUGAGAAUGCACAUAAUGAAAAGAUGACAAGUUCCGGAACAUAUUACUUGGGGAAUGAAGUGAAUGCUAAGUAUCAAUUUGCAAGGACUCAAUCCAGUCCGGAACUAACGGAUACAUCCAGUGAAGUCUUAUCUCGAGGGAGGCAUAACAGGGCAUCAGAGACAGUAAAUGGGCAGACUGCUCCUGCAAGGUCACACAAUAGCAGGAGAAGAAAUUUGGUCCCUGAGGUUUUGGAGAACCAUGGUGCAAGAUUUUCAACUGAAGACUCACUAUCUUCAAGGCAUAGCCUAUCCCAUCAGAGCAUUGAUGCUGCUGUUGAUUCUACUAGUGCUUCAAAUAGCUAUUUUGGUGAUUCUGGCGAAGGAACCAUGGAAGACCACCUUUCUCUCUCAGAGACAACGCAAUUGCAUCAGGAAGAGCAAGACCGUGUUAGCGUGGCAUCUUUCAGUGGUUAUAGUGUCAGUGAACAGGGUCAGAUGCCCAUGAAUUUAGCUUCUGGUCAACCACCUUUUGCUUUACCACCUUCUGUAUUAGCUUCCCUUGGAUAUGCUCAAAAACAUAUGACUGGUACAGCUCCCAUAAAUGCUCCUUCAUUUGAGUCCCCUUGGGUGUCGAACAUGCACUAUCCUCAAGGUUUUAUUCCAAAUCCAGUAUCCCAAUAUUUUCCAAGCAUGGGAAUGACCUCAGAUCAAGAAGUAACAAUUGAAAUGAUUGAUGCUAAAUUGGCAUCUACAGAGUUGAGUCAAGAAGAGAGUGAUCAUGGUUGGUCUAAGCCAGAUGCAGAUUCUGUAAGACAUCAACAGAAGAACAGAAGCUCCCAAUCUCGACUGCAGGAGCAUAUGCAAUCUCUUGCUUCUGUUGAGUCUAACCAUGUCCAUUCAUCUCGUGUAAGCAGGUCCGGCAGUUUCUCUCCAAGGGAUCGCGGGUUAAUUACAGAAGACAGAGGUCUGUUUAGGGAAAAUUACAGUGACGAUGCUCAAUAUCAAAUACCUAAAGAGUCUGAUGCUUAUUCCUCAGCUGAUUUAAGAUUUGUACCUUCUUCAGAAGCAUCGUCCUCAGGAAGCAAAUCUGAAGAUAAUGGUGAUGGAUUACUUUUGAGGACUUGUAAGUCAACAAAGGAUCGGCGGGGAAAGAAAUCUGUUCCUUCUACAGAUUCUUCUAUUGCAUAUGGGAUGGAUAAGAAUGAAAGGCAACGUGAAGAAAAAUCAGUUGAUCACAUAUCUCUUCAGCCAGAUGAUGACAACAGAGAGUGGAUUUCACUUUCAACCAUAGGCACUGAACUGUCAGAAAGCAUGGUUUCUGGUGUUGGUGCUUCACAUGUUUGGAAUCAUCAAAUGCAAAGUUAUGAUCCGGCAUCAGUGAACAGAUCAAAUUCAAUGCUUUCAGUUGCUCCAAUGUUUGUGGGUCCCAAUUCUCAUCAGAGACCUAAUGAUAACCAUAGAGCACUACCCUUUGCAUUUUAUCCCACAGGACCACCGGUGCCUUUUCUAGCCAUGGUUCCAGUAUACAAUGUUCCAACCGAAGCAGCAACAUCUAGUGUAUCCACCAGAAAACUCGAUAUGGAUGAAGAAUUUGAUAGCUCACAAAACAAUCACUCGAACCAAAGUUUGGAUUCAUCUGAGAAUGUUGAUUGGUCAGAGAUUUUAAAUACUUAUACAUCUGCGAAUAAUGCUUCUUCCUCCGUGCAUUCUGAACAGGGCAGAUCUGAAAUUUUGAAUAGUGAUUUUGCCAGCCACUGGCAGAAUCUACAAUAUGGGCGGUUUUGCCAGAAUGCUCGAAAUAAUGAUUCCUUGCCUCAUCCAUCUCCUGUUGUAGCACCGCCAAUGUACUUGCAGGGACAUUUUCCAUGGGAUGGUCCUGGAAGACCUCCUGCAGACAUGAAUCUCUUAACUCAACAUAUGAAUGGUCCUCAUCUUAUUCCAGUCGCUCCUGUCCAUCCAGGAUCUAUCAGGCAGCCUGGCUUUUAUCAACAUUAUGCUGAUAAUAUUCCUAGAUACCGUGCUGGAACUGGAACUUACCUGCCCAAUCCGAAAAUAUCUUACAGGGAUCGACAAUUUUCCAAUUCCAGAAACCAUAGGGGAAAUAACAACUAUGACAGGAAGGACCACCAUGAUGACAGGGAAGGAAACUGGAAUAACAACUCAAGACCACGAUUUGGUGGUCGCAGCCAAAACCAGAAUCAAGCUGAGAAGCCAUCCUUUAGGAUGGAUAGGAGUACACCAAAUAAUCGUCGUUCUGAUAGGUCAUGGAACUCAAAGCAAGAUCCUCUUCCACCACACCAUCCCCGAAAUGGUUCAUUUAGUUUCUCAAACUCCACAAACCGAGGUUCUACCAAUGCGGCAUAUGGCAUGUAUCCGCCAAUACCAGUUGUGAAUCAUAGUGAAGUUUCUGCAUCAGUAGUUAUGCUUUAUCCAUAUGACCGAAACAUGGGCUACAGUUCUGCUGGUGAGCAUGUAGAAUUUGGGUCCCUUGGGCCAGCUCAUUUCACCGGUGACAAGGCAUCACCUCAUCUUGGUGAAGAGUCAUCAAGAGGCAUUAAUGAGCAACAAGAUUUUCAAAGAGCUUCUGAUCUUUCUUCUCCAGAUCAGCCAGCAUCACCCCAGGUUCACAGGAGGGUUUAAUUAAGUGGCUAGAUCAGCACGUCAGAGAAUGAUUCAGUCACAGAAAGCAGAUUUUCCUCUUGCAUAACCAAACCGGCAGAUGAUGUGGAUGGGGGAGGAAGAGGGGCUACACAGGCAAGCCUCACUUCGCCCCCCCCCCCCCCCCAGCUUGGCCCUCUUAGGGGAAGGUUGAUCUUUUGCUCACUGGUUUACACCGUCUUAUCCCAGCGUGCUCGUUGCACAUGCUUUACAAAGGAUAGAUACCGACUAUACCCAUUCUCAUGAAGACCUGAAAGACGUGAUGAAGAAAUACGAGGAAGGGAGUGCACAGAGUGGUAGAUGGGCGAUUGAAACGAUGGAAAGUCAAGAAUUUUAUUAUUUUGAGUGUCCCCCAAAUGGUUCGAGUCACCUCAUUGCCUCGGGGUCGUAGAUCAGUAAGCACAGGUUGGACUUUAGUUUCUUCAAUAUAAUCAAUGGGUCAUUCUUAUCCAUUAGGUUGACGUGAACUUGUUUCAAAUGUUAUAGCAUAAAAACAGUCAGAAAGUUCUAUCCUUUCAGUGGCAAUUUUUUCACAAGGGUUCAAACCAACUAUUGGAAGCUAUUGAUGGCUAAUCACCAUAUUUGGGCAUGUUCAGUUGUAUGAAAUUCAGGUUCUAAUUUUGAAACAGUAUAAUUUUUCUCA
Populus nigra (black poplar) is the source of this 5047-nucleotide messenger RNA. RefSeq lists its product as uncharacterized. The transcript is spliced from 10 exons. Bases 313 to 4386 code for a protein of 1357 amino acids. The record is from RefSeq and is a predicted model, not a curated record. Lineage: Eukaryota; Viridiplantae; Streptophyta; Magnoliopsida; Malpighiales; Salicaceae. Gene Ontology annotation, molecular function: nucleotidyltransferase activity.